Messenger RNA from Liolophura sinensis, 1149 nucleotides. Its product is annotated as probable serine/threonine-protein kinase DDB_G0272092. Gene Ontology annotation, biological process: signal transduction; protein phosphorylation. Gene Ontology annotation, cellular component: cytoplasm. The transcript has a single exon. The record is from RefSeq and is a predicted model, not a curated record. NCBI's taxonomy places the organism in Eukaryota, Metazoa, Mollusca, Polyplacophora, Chitonida, Chitonidae. The coding region runs from base 1 to 1149 and encodes 382 amino acids. Gene Ontology annotation, molecular function: protein kinase activity; ATP binding.
AUGUGUCGGUGGGGAGAGAGGAUUGGCCUGUUUGAAUGUCUGCUGGAGAGUCAGGAGUCUCGACAUGAUCACGUGUAUAUGUGGAGGCUGGGGGAUUCCACCGUAAUCAUUACUGGCCGUCCUCAACACGUCCUUCCGCCACAACCUUCCCCGGAGAAAGAGAAGAGACAGAGUAGAAACUCUGCUGGAUACAAAGAGCCAAGCGAGAACACCCCUGUGUCAUUCUAUCAGUUGGGAGCGUGUAUCAUCCAGAGGUAUUACUAUGGACUAGAGAAGCAAGAAGUAACAGAAAAUGUAAAAAACGCCCAAACAACUGACAACCAUCCGUGUGUCGCCCCAUUCUCCUUGCCUGACACCCCAGAAAAUGAUGAUGGGGGAAUUUGGUGGACUAAGCUGCAGACGCCUACAGACCUAUCCAAACUCGAUGUACCAAUUCUCUCCCACAGGCAUCUGUCCUCUGAAAAGACAGUCGUCGGAGAAGGAGCAUUCGGUACAGUAUCCCUCACAAUUUUGGCCGGCAUCAAACAGGUCGUCGUCAAAUCGUUCUACGAUGACCAUUCCACGUCUGAGGACAUUUUACAAGAGUCUAAGCUCCUGUAUUACCUAAGCGAUACAGGUUUUGUGCCUCAGUUGUUCGGAGUAUCGUACGGCCCGGACUUCCGGGUAUCCAUUGUACAGGAGUACUGUGCUCAAGGCGUAACAUUGUACGAUGUAUUGUAUGGCUUCUACAACUUGUCCAACGAAGCCUGGAUGAAGAUCAUCCGGCAACUGGCUAAUGGGGUAAAAGCGAUCCACUGUAAAGCCGUACUGCUCAAUGAUUUAAAGGAAGACAACAUACUCGUGGAUUGUCAAUCCGGCAACUUCGAGGUCAAGUUUAUAGACUUUGGUUUGUCCACAUUCAAGGAAAGCCGAAUUUACCACGUUAUACCUGAAGAGAGACACAUGCGAGCGCAGCUAGCACCGGAAGUUAUAUACGGACAGCCAACGAGACCAUCCUCAGACAUUUACAGUCUGGGUAAAAUACUGGACAACAUUUCUUACCAAUGUGGUACACGAGGACUUCGUGAAAUAGCGGAGGUCUGCCUGGGUCCCGUGGAUAAGCGACCCUCAAUAGACAGUGUCAUCCAGAUGAUUUCAGAUCUCGACUAG